This is a messenger RNA of Salvelinus fontinalis (brook trout), 4266 nucleotides long. RefSeq names its product moesin-like. Lineage: Eukaryota; Metazoa; Chordata; Actinopteri; Salmoniformes; Salmonidae. Gene Ontology annotation, molecular function: actin binding; cell adhesion molecule binding. Gene Ontology annotation, biological process: regulation of organelle assembly; positive regulation of protein localization to early endosome; positive regulation of early endosome to late endosome transport. Bases 1979 to 3748 code for a protein of 589 amino acids. The transcript has 15 exons. The record is from RefSeq and is a predicted model, not a curated record. Gene Ontology annotation, cellular component: plasma membrane; microvillus; filopodium.
AGGCUGAUCGAGACCCCCAAACGUUCCAUGAACGCCUUCCAAACUCUCGACGUGAACUGGGGACCCGGAUCCGACACUAUAUCCUCAGGCACCCUGUAGUGCCGGAAGACGUGAGUAAACAGGGCUUUCGCAGUCUGUAGGGCCAUAGGAAGACCGGGCAGAAGGAGGAGACAACAGGACUUAGAAAAACGAUCCACAACGACCAGGAUCGCAGUGUUUCCCUGUGAAAGAGGAAGAUCUGUUAGGAAAUCCACUGACAGAUGUGACCAAGGUCAUUGUAGAACGGGUAAGGGAUGUAACUUACCUCUGGGCAGGUCUCUCGGAGCCUUGCACUGGGCACACAACGAGCAGGAGGAAACAUAAACCCUCACGUCCUUUUCCAAGGUCGGCCACCAGUACUUCCCAGUCAGACAGCGCACUGUCCGACCGAUCCCCGGAUGACCAGAGGAGGGAGACGUGUGGGCCCAAUAGAUCAACUGGUCACGGACAGCAGACGGAACGUACAUACGCCCAACGGGACACUGGGGGGGAGCGGGCUCUGUACGCAACGGCUGCUCAAUGUCCGCGUCCAGCACCCACACGACCGGCGCUACCAGGUAGGAGGCCGGUAGAAUGGGAGUCUGAUCCAUGGGCCGCUCCUCUGUGUCAUACAACCGGGACAGUGCGUCUGCCUUCUUAUUCUGGGAACCUGGUCUGUAGGAUAGGGUAAACACAAAACGGGUAAAGAACAUGGCCCACCUUGCCUGACGAGGAUUUAGUCUCCUCGCUGCCCGGAUGUACUCCCGGUUGCGGUGGUCAGUCCAGAUGAGGAAAGGGUGUUUAGCCACCUCAAGACAAUGUCUCCACGCCUUCAACGCUUAAACCACAGCCAACAGCUCCCGGUCCCCCACAUCCUAGUUACGCUCCGCUGGGCUGAGCUUCUUCGAAAAGAAAGCACAGGGGCGUAGUUUCGGUGGUGUACCCGAGCGCUGAGAGAGCACGGUUCCUAUCCCAGCCUCGGACGCGUCCACCUCCACUAUGAAUGCCAAAGAGGGAUCCGGAUGGGCCAGUACGGGAGCCGAAGUAAACAGAGCUCUUAGCUGCCCAAAAACCCUGUCCGCCUCAGCCGACCACUGCAACCGUACAGGACCCCCUUCAGCAGUGAGGUAAUGGGAGCAGCAACCUGGCCAUAACCCCGGAUAAAUCUCCGGUAGUAACAAUUACACACAAAGACAUGAUAGGAAACAGAGGGCUAAAUACAUGUAGAGUGAUUAGGGAAUGAAAACCAGGUGUGUAUGGGACAAGACAAAACAAAUGGACAUAUUAAAAAUAGAGCGGCGAUGGCUAGAAAGCCGGUGACGUCGAUCACCGAACGCCGCCCGAACAAGGAGAGGAGCCGACUUCGGCGGAAGUCGUGACAUCUGUAAACAAUUGUUGGGAAAAUUACUUGUGUCAUGCACGAAGUAGAUGUCUUAACCGACUUGCCAAAACUGUAGUUUGUUUAAGAAGAAAUUUGUGGAGUGGUUGAAAACGAGUUUUAAUGACUCCAAACUAAGUGUAUGUAAACUUCCGACUUCAACUGUACAUAGAACUAGGAAUAAAUGCCUUGAGUGUUGGGUUUAGUUAGUAGUUUUACCUUGGCUAGUGGCAAUGUGGUCUAGUGUUAAGGCAGUACUACAGUAUAUUAUCAACAUUGUCUUAUCAUAUAUCUCAUUCGAAAUUAUUGUAUUCUAAAGGUGGAUAUAAAAUCAGUGCCUUGGGUAUCAUUUUGCGGUGGGCUUGUGAGGGUCAAGUGUUAGUACACCGCCCUAAUCCACCUUGAGGUAGAUUCCUGGGCUGCCAUUGGAUUAUUCCUGAGAACACAACAAUGGAUUUUUUAAAUUCACCAUAAUCCCAGUGAAUAUUGCAAGCACUUUCAUAUGACUAUGUGGAGAGGAAGCUAAUGCCUAAAGAAGGACCUCUCAGGAACUUAAUAACAUAGUAGAUUAAAGAUCUACAAAUGUCUUCUUCGCCUACGACCACUUGCGAUUGGAUGAUCCUGCAGGUUGAACAGAAAAAUAUCAAUGUUCGCGUCACCACCAUGGACGCUGAGCUGGAGUUCGCCAUCCUGCACAGCACCACUGGCAAACAACUCUUCAACCAGAUAGUGAAAACCAUCGGGCUGAGAGAGACCUGGUUCUUUGGCCUACAGUACCAGGACAGCAAAGGCUUCUCUACCUGGCUCAAACUCAACAAGAGGGUGACAGCUCAGGAUGUACGCAGGGAGAACCCUCUGUUGAUAAAGUUCAGGGCCAAGUUCUACCCUGAAGACGUAGCUGAGGAACUGAUCCAAGAGGCCACGCAACGACUUUUCUUCCUGCAGGUAAAGGAGGGCAUCCUGAAUGAUGAUAUCUACUGUCCUCCUGAGACGGCUGUGCUGUUGGCCUCCUACUCUGUUCAGACCAAACAUGGAGACUACAAGAAGGACUACCACUUCCCUGGUUACCUCAGCAGGGACAAGCUGCUUCCCCAGAGGGUUCUGGAGCAGCACAAGCUGAACAAAGAGCAGUGGGAGAACAGGAUAAAGGUGUGGCAUGAGGAGCACAAGGGGGUGCUGAGGGAGGAUGCCAUGGUGGAGUAUCUGAAGAUAGCUCAGGAUCUAGAGAUGUAUGGAGUCAACUACUUCAGCAUCAAGAACAAGAAGGGUUCAGAGCUGUGGCUGGGGGUAGACGCUCUGGGCCUCAACAUAUACCAGAACACUGACAGGAUGACCCCUAAGAUCGGCUUCCCAUGGAGUGAGAUCAGAAACAUUUCUUUCAACGACAAGAAGUUUGUUAUAAAGCCCAUUGACAAGAAAGCACCGGAUGUUGUGUUCUACGCCCCUCGUCUACGGAUCAACAAGCGUAUCCUGGUGCUGUGCAUGGGGAACCACGACCUGUACAUGAGGAGGAGGAAGCCAGACUCCAUCGAGGUCCAGCAGAUGAAGGCCCAGGCCCGCGAGGAGAAGACUAAGAGACAGAUGGAGAAAGCUCUGCUUGAGGGCGAGAAGAAGAAGAGAGAGAAUGCGGAGAAGGAGACAGAGAAGAUCGCCAGAGAAACCAUGGAGCUGAUGGGCAGACUGAAACAGAUUGAGAAAGAGACCAAGAAAGCUCAGGAAGAGCUGGAGGAGCAGACUCGCAGGGCCGUGGACCUGGAGAAGGAGAGGACGUUUGCUCAGGAGGAGGCAGAGCGUCUGGAGAAGGAGCGCAAGGCAGCGGAAGAGGCCAAGGCAUCCCUCCUACAGCAGUCAGAGAGCCAGAUGAAGAACCAGGAGAACCUGGCCACUGAGCUGGCUGAGCUGACCCCUAACAUUUCCCUUCUGGAGGACGUAAAGAAGGAGAAGGACGACGAUACAAAGAGGUGGCAGAAAAGGACGGUCAUGGUGGAGGUCGAUUUGGAGCGAGCCAAAGAAGUUCUGAAGACUAAAGACAUCCAGGACUGUGUGCAGGGGGACCACGACGAGACCGACGAGAGCAGCGCCGAGGCCAGCGCCGAGCUGACAUCACCAGGCAUGGUCAGAGACCGCAGCGAGGAGCAACGCAUGACGGAGGCUCAGAAGAACAAACGGCUACAGAAACACCUCAAGGCCCUGAGUAGUGAGUUGGCCAGCGCUCGAGACGACAGUAAGAACACUCCCAACGACCUGAUCCACGCGGAGAACGUUAAGGCCGGCCGGGACAAGUACAGGACCCUCCGUCAGAUACGACAAGGCAACACCAAGCAACGCAUCGACGAGUUCGAGUCCAUGUGAGAGAGAGAGAAUGAGUGAAUGAGAGAGAACAAGAGUCUGUACUGAAUAUAUGUAUUUGAAUGGAAGUCAUAUAGGCAGGUACAGUGUAAUUAUAACGUCAACAUUGCUUUAUUGACUUUGUAAGCACCCACUGCCUCUCCCCAGUAGCGUUUUGUCUACCGUGACUAAAGAUUGCCAUCUACUGGCUGUAACGUAUUACAUUUAUGUUUGCUAAAGUCAAAUUCUGUCGACUACAGACUGUAGGCGACUAGUACAACAAUCAAAGUGAGUGAUUAUAUUAUUACUACAUCGUCAUUUCUGCUGCUUUUGGUUUUUGCAAUCUUGAAAUGCAUCUAUGCAAAAUAAUCCUUAGCUGAUACACUAAUAGAAAACAUAUUUUUCUGUAUGCAUAGUUUAGUGAGAGGAACGAUUUGAGGUUAUUUACAAUAUUUACAAACGGAUGUCAUUUCGCAGAUAUAAAUGAGCACCAAAUUUGUUAAGUGUUUUGCUAUGAGUCAAAUAAAUACCAUUAACCAACA